This is a messenger RNA of Caenorhabditis auriculariae, 11012 nucleotides long. NCBI's taxonomy places the organism in Eukaryota, Metazoa, Nematoda, Chromadorea, Rhabditida, Rhabditidae. The record is from the annotation of a GenBank genome assembly.
AUGGGUAAGUCGUCUUCUUUUAUGUUCUCUGGCCUGUCUGCGCCCUCUAAUCUCUCGUUAUACAAGGGAUAGGAGGGCGAAGGUAGGUCAGAGGGUUCCGAAUUUUGGAUUUUCGCUUCAAGAUCCAUUUUUCCUAAGGUUAAAAUAUACAAUAACCAUCCAAUUUCAGCGUGUCUACGUGCUGGGAUCAAGCCAGAAGACAUUCCCUAUGCAGAAAACGAAGUGCAAAAUGAAAAGUGAGGGAAUUUCAUUGUCCUGGAGCAUAAAAACAUGUAAAUCUUAAAUUUCCACUCAAGACCCAGCCUUGCGCCUUUAAUAACUAAAAGAAAUUCAAAUAUGAAUGGACUGAUUUCUAGUAAAAAAAAAACUUUUCAGUUAGACUUCUAGAAGACAAAAAUGUCAAAACCGGAAAAAUGAUAAGAAAUUCAAAAAAUUCCACUCAAUACCCCGCCCUGCGCCUUUAAUAACUCAAAGCCGUUAUGAAUGGACUAUCUCCAACUAUAACCCGAAAACGUUCCAGAUUCGAGGGUUUCGUGAAAAACACGCUAGUUGGAGACCUGAGCACCGAUACCUGCUUGGUAAGCUCUCAAAAGGAAAAAUCUCAAAAAAGCAAAUGAAUUCCAGAAAAUGGGGGCGUUUUUCCGGGGCGAGAAGAAAGUCUUCUUCAUCUUUUCUUUUGUGAGUUCUUGUUUAUCCCAAAAAAAGGGGUUUAAUUAGAAAAGAAGGAUUGCAGCUGACGGCCGUUCUUCUCUUUUUGCUGCUUUUCGUCAUCGGCUGUGGAAAGUUGCUUUCGUUCAGUUGUUCGCCGAAGAGGAGAUCCCUGACCGACGAAACGGUGAGGCUUUCGAGAAAAUUGAGAAUAAGUGAAAAAAAAAAAAAAACUCGAUUUGAUAUCCUGAACUUGACUGUACACUUGAAUCUCAAAACGAACCCCUAAAUCUCAAAAUAAACCCUUGAAUCCCAAAAUGAACCCCUUAACCUCAAAAUGAACCCCUAGAUUUCAAAACGAACCCCAAAAUCUCGAAAUGAACCCUUGAAUCUCAAAAUGAAACCCUUAAAGGCAUAGGGGCAGUAAAAACGGUGUUUCAGUUCAAAGCAAUACUUUGUAGAGCUUUUCAUUGAGAAUCGAACGGUUUAUUUGAAAGCGUAUCAAACUUCCUAGUUUUGGAGAAAAAAUAAUUCAAAGUCGGAGAAAGGACAGCUUGAAUUCCCGCCAGAAGGGCGCUUUGGAGUAAAGUUGCUCUAUGGAUAACACCUAUCGCCAUUUUUCGGAUUUUCGCUUUUUUCUUCGUUUCUUUCAAAUUUCAAUUUUUUUCUGUUGGCGUCAAAGUUCUUUUCGUUACAAAAGCUUUCUAUUCAUGUAUAAUUUGCAAACUUUGAUAGCAAAAAAGCGUUUUUCGUGAAAAAUGAUGAUUUUACACAGGUUUCGAUUGGGAUAGCGAUUAUUUAUGUUUUUUUUAUUAACGGCGUGUGUUUUUUGUUUGACUAAAUGUUUUUUUCAGAUGAGAAACCCUUUAUUUGAAGCAGUCAUUACUCACAAAAUGCGAGUCUAACGAGUAGUUCGCAACAUCGCGUGCACGGCUACUGUAAACAUUUGUCCGUAUACCGAUCCAAAGCUUUUUUCAAAAUUAAAGGCGGGAAAGUAAAAUCGCGUUUUUCUUCAAAAUUAGUCAUUUCUGUAAUGUUUUUGAGUACACCAUUCGAUUCGCAAAGAAAAACUGUACAAGAUACUGAUUUCACCUGAAACCCCGUUUUUUAUUGCCCCUAUGCCGAGGAAGAUAUGAAAGGAAAAUCGUAUACAGGCCCCAAAUUUAUCAAAAAUCGAGAUACGAAUUUCAGCAAAUAGUGCACAAAAAGAAGGUUUACAUUGGAGUGGCCCUUCUAGUGGUCAGCUUCGCCUUGAUCACCAUGGGCACGGUCGACUAUUUCGACGGCAAGAGCAUGGUCGAGGAGCGGGCCGACAACGCCGACGAAAUGAUUCAAGUCCUGGCCAAAGGUUGCUUCUUCACUAGCCCAUUUUCUCGUCUUCUUUUUGUCAUGUACCCAAUUUUCAGAAAUGGGCAACUUCACCGUGCAACUUCAAACCGGGAUCGACUGCAUCCUGCAAAAGUACAGCCAAGAGUUGCCGAAAAUCAUCGAGAAGGAGUCGAAGAACAUUUCGCAAAUAAUUUACGACAAGGAGCUGGAGCCGCUGAACAAGAUUGCCGACGAGGUUCGCAAGAACGAGAAGAAGCUCGGGAAAUAUGAGGCGAUUCUGAAGUUGGAGACGGCAAAGCUGAACGGAGCUGCGACGCAACCGCUUCAAAAUGAGGUACGUUUCACGUGGAAUGGCUCGACGCGUUGCGGUCGCGCUGCGGUUUUUGGCGGUUUCUAGGCUUCUGAUGAAGGCUGGGUCUUUGAGACGAAACGGCCCGGUACUUGGGAAUCCCAGAGUGGCCCCUUUAGGGGUUAGGAGACGAAAAAAUGGUCCCUACAACGGUAAAACCAAAGUGGAACCCCUAUAGAUGUCAGGGGGAAAACGGUCCCUAUAGGGGCGGGAAAAAAGUGGUCUCUAUAGGAGUGAAAACAAAGUGUUCCCUAUAGGGAUCAGGGGGAAAACGGUCCGGGGGCGAAUAUAGAGGCUGAAAAAAAUGGUCCUCAUAGCGGUAAAGCUAAAGCGGUCUCCCUCGGGGUAAGGCGGGAAAAAAACCCCUAUAGGGGUCAGGAGAAACAGUCCUUCUAGGGGCGGAAAAAGAGGUCCCUAUAGGGAUUUAGGGUCUGACCCCUUAGCCCCUAAGUAGACCCAUAAGGGGUCUUCAAUUUUCAUUCAAAAAACGCUACUUUUCCAGUUUUUUCCCAUGAAAAUGCUUCUUUGCUUAAUCACCAACCAUUUCCCCUAUAGGGACCACUUUUGCAAGCUUUGGUGAUCCCUAUAGGGGUUGUUGAAGUGGUCCCUUAAUGGGUAAAAUCAAGGUGGCCCCUGUGAGGAUUUAGAGUCUGAACCCUCCGUUCCUAAAACUCAACUGGACCCUAGAGGGGCUGUUGAAGUGGUCACUAGAGGGGUCGCUCCAAUGGCCCUUAAGGUUGCCCCUAUAGAGACCACUCUGGUGUUUUUGAGCAGAUUAUAUUUUAAGAGCGCUGGAACAUUUUUUCAGGCGAGCCGCUUCGCGACCGCGUCGCGUUGAGCCAUUCUCACAGUUCCCAGAAAAGUGUAUACCAAUUCUUUUUUUCCAGCUCCAAUCCAAAGUGCUCAAGCCGCUCAGCGAUUUCACGUCUUCUCUCAAAAAAGUCACGAAAAAAAUAGACGAAAUUACAAAGAACAUGAAAACGGUUGAUCUACUCUCAAAGUUUUUGAAAAAUGGUAUUAAUUUAGAACAAUACCAAAACCAAGCCUGGCGACUAUGACAAGGUGUUGCGGGAAGCCCGGGACGACCUCAGAAAAGUCCUUUUGUUCUCUUCAAAAAAUUUCAGGAUAGAAAAAUUACAGAAACUCCGCCUCAUUUCGAACUCGAUGCAAAACAUGGGGAAAAGCACGGGAGCAAAGAUUAAAAACUCGGUGAGCUUUGAGAAAAAAGAAACUGAGCCUUUGGAAGGCUUGAAAGAUCGUUUUGAGAUUGGGCUUGGGUUAAUUCUUCCGAUGACAGUUCGCGCAAACCGCUGUAGGUCUGUCGCGCCUAUACUUGUUCCGCUUCGAUUUUAAAAGCCACUCGUGUCAGAUUUGCUGUGGAACGGGGUUGACUAAGCAAAUUCUAUGCGAUCCAGCGCAAGUCGUUUUCCGUCGGUUGCAUUUUCAACGAUUAUUAAAAUCCUUGGCCGACGAUGGGAAAUCUCAAAGCGUCACGGCAGUUCUACUAUGGAACCGGAUUGCAAAUUUCAUGCGAUCCCGCGCAAGUCGUUUUCAGUCGGUUGCAGUUUUAAUAGACCAAAGCAUUCUUCCGCGUCAGAGAAUUUCGUACAGCUUUUUCCAAAAAUUGUCUUAAAAUGGUUAAUUUUGUGACAAGAUAUGCUGGAAUUGCUUUGGUCACAAUGCACAGCACUUUAGACUUUUUUGCAACCGACUUGAAACGACUUUGAACCAGCCGUUGAAAAGCCUCAAAGUCUCACGUUCGAUCGACUUGAAAUAGAUUUUAGGCGAUCGCGCGCAAGUCGUUUUCAGUCGGUUGCAGCUAUAAUGAACCAAGCCAUUCCACUUGUAGAAAACGUAAACGACUGAAAACUACUUGCGCGAGCUGGCAUCGAAAUAAUUCCAAGAGAUUUUUCGUCUUGUUUUGUGUGCUGGAUUUGCUCUAGACACAUGAUACAAAAGACCACGCUUGGGACUUCUUUGCGACCGACUUGGAACCAGCCAUUGAAAAGCCUCUAAACCUCAGGGUCGAUAACUUCGUUCUGUUACAAGACAUGCUUUGGUCACAUGAUACAAAAGACAGCGCUUGGGACUUCUUUGCAACCGACUUGAAACGACUUGGAACCAGGCAGUUAUUUGUGGACUUCCUCAUUCCAGAUGACGACCACAAUGAAGUCCGUCUUCACCUGGAUGAUAAUUCCGUUCAUCUUGGCCUGGAUCAUUCUUCUUUUCGCCGUCUUGGCAGCGAUUCGCCUGAUAGUCGCCUUUGUCAAGCCCCAGCUCCCGGCCGAUAUCAGCUGUUCUGUCAUUUGUGAGUCGCUUAACGGGAGAGUGGUCCCUAGAGUGGAACCUUCAAGGACCCCUAUAGGGACCACUGUGGGGUUUUUCAAGCCUUUCAGACGUAUUGGAGACGAAUAUCCCAAGAUUUUCAGCAUUCGGCGGCUUCUUCUCCUGGCUCGGCAGCGCUCCGAUGUACAUUUCGGCGUCGUUGGUCUUCAUGACGGUUGUCAUUGCGACGGCGUUCAUCCUCGCCAUGUUCCGCCAUCAGACCAUUUUCUACGCCUUGCCCGAGGAGGACACGACUAUCAAGCUCGACGUUGGCGGUGUGCCAGUCUCCAUCGUUGGAAUGUUGGUCGUUUGAAAAUGCUCCCCCUGUCCCUAUAGGGAUCACUCGGGAUAUACCAAAAAGGCGUACCACUUGAGUGGUCACUUGGACGGCCUCCACUGGAGUUCAUAGAAGAAUCCCAUCUAUAGAUAGAGACCGCAGACGAAUUUUCAAAAAUUUUUUUUCAGCAUUGAGCUUUGUAUGGUUUGAUAGCUGUUUCGAUUCAAAACUCAGAACCGUUUAGUUUUUCAAAAAAGAUUGCAAAUGAAAAAAGUUAUGACGAAAAAUGUGGCGCGCCGCGCACCAUUUUUUUAGUACUGAAAUUUUGGUAUUAUCCAUUUUUGACAUUUUUCUCGAUUUUUCUUCUAGAAAAAGUUUUGAUAAUGGUCUAUUAUGAUGUAACAAAUCAUAAUAGAGUGCUAAAAUGAUAAAAAUUUGCUAGUUUGCCGAAAAAGUCGGUAUUUUCCAGAAAACAAAAAACUGACGCUUGCGGGUAUCGAACUCGCGACCUCAAAAUGCAAAAUCGCAGCGCACGCGCUGCGCCAAGCUGUUAGGUCUAGCGAGGGGAGCUUCCAUCCGCCAUACCCUUAACCCAUUUGGAUAGCACAGAUUGCCUAUUUCAAAAAGAAAAACUUGAAGUAAUUAAGCUAUUUUUAUCAGAAUAUGCUCGCAAAUCUUUACUCAAACUUUCGGUGGAAAUUCAUCGAAAAAAAUUGUUUUUUUAGUGCUUUUUUUGGCUCGUUUAACGAUCGCUGCAUUAAAACGGCCCCGUAAAUUUUUUUGGCAAAGACGAAUUUUUUUAUUUUUAUUCUUUUAAUUGAAAGAUUUUUUUACUAAUAAAUGUAUAUAACCGUUUAAAAAACUUGCGUUCGACCGCUUUUUGUGUUAUAAACGCCGCUAAUUUUAUUCUCUAGUUUCAAGAACAUUUUUUUGCGUAUUAAAAAAACUAUUUCAAGCACAUAUUCUGUGGAGAAAAAAAUUUAAGUAAGCUCACGGUCUAAAUUUUUGAAAAAAACAAAAAAACUCGAUUAUAUUCGCUUAUUAACGAUAUUUUGAAUUAUGACUUUCGGCGCUCCUUGAAAUUUUUGGCAAAGACGAGUUUUUUAUUUUAUUGUUUUAAAAUUACCGUUACUUGAAUCAAAAUCAUUAUUUAAAAAAAAAAAGAGUGCGUUCGACCUGAAAACACAUGAAAAGGCAAAAAAUGACAAAAAAUUUUAGUUCCAUUCAGGUUUUUGUACGACAUUCCGCGAGAACGCAUCAAAAAAGCGUGAAACAUUUUUUAAACGAAAGAGGAAGCUUUUCUGUACAUGUAUGUCAAAAUUUAUUAUCCAGUUCCACAUAUUUUGCAACUACAACAAAAUGGAGGUUGAAAACCAAAAAAAAGCCACUUUUUCUAUCACGAAAAGGGGCGUGGCUUUGCGGUCCCUAUCUAUAGAUUAACUCGGACUGUGGUAGAACGUUUCUGAUCACUUAAGAAUUUUCUGAGCAGUUCUAGGGACCACUUGAGGGUUCAGAAGUCGCUAAAGUGGUCCCUAGAAAUGCUCAGAGACCUCCGGUUUUCUGGGCGAUUCAAGGGAUCACUUAAGAGCACUGAGGCUACUAAAGUGGUCCCUAGAGACGUCCAGAAAUGAACAAACCUCUCCGUUGGAGCGCGAUUGCCUUUCAGGGAGGUCCUGUCUGCGGCAAAAGCCGGCAAGAAUUGGUUCGAGCCCCUUCAUUUCGACAUCAUUCUGGACGCCGUCUUUGACAAGGUGACUUUUUAUGGAGUUAAUUUUUCAAACUUUUCUCAGGUAUCGGUCGAAAAGGUGAUCGAAGACGAGAUGGUGGAUGGUUUGGACCCGAGCAAGUGGGACAAGGAUCUGAAGGCCUAUGAUAAGGAUAUGGUAAGUAUAUGGACGCGUUAAAAUUGAUCUAAUGGGAAAAUUUUUAGUAGCCACUGUAGGGUUUUGACGUUUUAGUGGCCACUAUAGUAGUCAAAUUAGUGGCCACUUAAGGGGUUAAAAGUUAUUUUCCACUAUAGAGGUCUAAAUGCUACUACUAGACCACAAAAACUGUUAGUGGCCACUAUAGGGUUUUGGCGUUUUAGUGGCCACCAUAGUAGUCGAAUUAGUGGCCGCUAUAGGGUUUUGACGUUUUAGUAGCCACUAUAGGGUUUUGACGUUUUAGAGGCCACUUUAGUAGUAAAAUUAGUGGCCACUAUAGACUUUUAAACUUUGAGUAACCACUGUAGUAGUCAAAUUAGUGGCCACUAUAGGGUUUUGAUGUUUUAGACGCCACUAUAGUCGUCAAAUUAGUGGCCACUAAGGGGGUUAAAUAUAAGUGAACACUAUGGAGGUCUAAGUGCUACUACUAGACCAGUAAAAAUUUUAGUGGCCCCUUUAAGGGUCAAUGGAUCAACAUAACUGGUCCAAUAAGUUCGUUUUAAAAUUAUCAGAGUUACUGGAAGGAAUACUGGAUGAAAAACUACUGAAGUGGCCACUGUAAAGGUGGGUUUAGUGGCCACUUUAGUGUUCUCUCCAAGUAGUCCUUGGCGAGUCUCUACAGUGGCCCUAUAGUGGCCAAAAAUGAAACUCUCAUGAACUGGACGCAAGCUUCUAAAUUUCUCAGGGCCAAAGCAACAAGAAUUUGACGGCCUUUGAGAACUCGAGUCAACAAGUUUUGACAAUGUUCAAACAGUACUCGGGGAAGGUGCCGGCAGAUACGGAGAAAACGAUCGAAGAUUCGAUCAAAAACAGCCUCAAACUCGGAAAGACACUGACGGACGACUUGACCAAGGGAAAGCAGUUGGUGAGUCGAAAUUCUCGUGGAAAAUGAUUUUUGGUACAUGGACUAGUACUUGGGACAUUGAAAGGAGACUUGGUACCAUUAGAUACAAUUUUUUUCAUCUGAUUUCGGGUUUUUUUCAUAGCCAAUUUACCGAGGUCCUGAAAAGUCAAAAUCGAAAAAAAAAAAAAUCCAUACUUCUAGGAAUUGAUAGUGAAAGCUUUGGUGAACACGAAAAACUAGUUUUCCUUCUUAGGAACUUCAUAGUGCUCUCUAUAGGGGCCUUUGGAGGGUUCCCUCUAGAGAACACUUUACCAGCCCUAUAGGGUUCACUGAAUCUUGCAAAAGUGAUCCUUAGAGGGGACAUAAGUGUAAUGAACUCGAAGCGAAGAAGCAUUUCCAUGCAAAAAAAACUAAAAAAAAACCUUUUAUAAUUAAAUUGAAAGACCCCUAUGGGGACCACUUGAGCGUUAGGGGCUAAGGGGUCAGACUCUAAACCCCUAUAGGGACUACCUCAAUUUCACCCUUAUAGGGACCAGUUUUUCGGCCCCUAUAGGGACUGUUUUUGCCUCAUUUUUGAGCUUAUUUUUGGAAUCCUCGUAAAAAGUAUUCACUUGAGAAGCGAAAAUUGAGUUUUUUGAGAAUCUCAAUGCAUUUUAUCAAAAAUUUCAGUUGGAUGACAAGAAAACGGACCUUGCCAACAGUGAUCGGAGACGUUCCUCUGCUCAGAAUCUCAUACAGAAGUACGACAUCAAUGAUAAUGUGGAAAAUGAGAAGCAGAAAAUUGCCGUGAGUGAAUUUGACUUGUCUUCAAGGCACCGAGGCAAAAGAACCUGAAAAAAAAAAAAAUUAAAUGUAGUCCGUUUUUCGCCGCGACUUCUCUGCGCCCUCCAUAUCUCUCGAUGUCUCUCUUAUGUUCACAUGCUAUUUUUUGAUUCUCUGACCUCGCCGCACGGCGUUAUUGUAAGUGGAAGAAAAUGUGGAACCAAAAACACGAUGGGCGGAGCCAAAAUAUCCGCCGUUCCUACGUGACGUCAUGAGAACGGCAGAGCGUAAACAACAGGGCAUAUUAAAGGCGCAGGCAGCCGUAUUGCCAGAGGUCUUUAAGACGAAUCGAAGUUUCUCUACAUCAACGCAAUUUUCUGCGCGAAAGCGGCGCUGUGCAUGCACACGACACACGAUACUUUACGGAGAAAAAGUCGAAAAAACGCCGUGGCCGGUGAGGGAACAGAGAGACGCAGAGAGACUAUAGAUCCAAGGUAUCGCCGCGUUUUGGCGGAUUUUCAAAAACCGCAUGUCCGAUCUCCCCUUGUGGUUAUAAAACUAAUUCUAUUCAAGGUUGACCUCAAGGAAGUCCUGCCGGAGGGCACCGGAUUCUACAUUUUCAUUUCGCGUCUGGGCGAGAGAGUUGGCAGCGAGAUUUUCCGACCAUUGCACUACCUCUUCCUGGGCCUCUGUGAGACUUUUGACAAUUUAAAUAGGAAACAUUAAAUAUUUCUAGUCGAAAUUGCGUUGGCUGCAACUUUAAUGAUCUUCCCAAUGUUCACCACAACGCGAUACUUGUACAUGAAAAAAGGUUCAACGAUGGAAAAGACUGGUCAAUCCAAGGAGAAGGACGAGGAUGAGGACGGGGAGAACUCGAAGAAGACGGCCAAAAAAGAUGGUCAGAAGUUUGAGAAACCAAUAAUAAUUUUCUGAAAGUCGUUUUACUACACGGAAAGUGCGAAAGGUCGAGAUAUUGGAAUUUGAUGAAACUUUGUAUAUAGACACUUUCGAACACCCUGAAUCCAAAUAAGUUGAAAAGACGGGCGCUUUUGGUUUUAGUCGAGUUCAACAUGUUCAACUUGCUCAAAACGACAUAAAAGGGUGAAUUUCAACAUUUUGAGCGCUUUUUUUUAUUCCAUCUUCAAAAUUUCUUCAUUUUUUCGAAGAGAUAAAAUGGCAAAAAAAAAUGCACCAAAAGGGAUUGGAACCUGCGUUAAAGGCUCCACAGCACAAGGCCGCUAGCCACUACACCACGCGCCCUGCUGGCAGUUUAGAAAAUCUAUAGCUCCUGUCCCAGAUCUCUUCAAUCAAGCAUUAAUGGUAUCCUUGAAUGGUCUCAUGUUUGGUCUCUCCCACUCGCCUGAUAAAACGUUUUCUGUUCAUUUUGGCCCAAAUAAUCCUCGCACCCUUCACUAUGUUGACCUCCUAGAAGUUCCUCAAAGCUCCAUAGUACGUGACCUUGGUUUAUUUAUCGACGAUAAGCUUUCCUUUAAACAACAUAUCAGUCGUAUUGCUGCUUUUGCCACCUUACGUUCUAAUCAAAUACUGAAUACCUUCAAGUUCUCUUCACCUCUCAACUACUUCCGAAUGUUUCAAACUUACGUGGUUCCAGUCCUUGAAUAUUGCUCCGAGCUUUUCUCACCCGCCAUUUCCUCUGAUGAAUCUCACAAACUCGAAUCUUCACUCCGUCUCUUUAGUCGCAAAGUUUUCAUUCGUUGUAAUAUUAGUUUCACUUCUUACUCAGAUCGUCUUAGUCAAUUUAACAUCAAACCGUUAUUCAUUCGUCGUGAAAUUUGUGACAUUAUCACCUUGCAUAAAAUCAUCUGUGGCUCUGAUCAUUUUCUCGACCGUAAUAAAUUCUUCUCUUUAUCCCUUUUACAGAGGAAUCCACUUCGACUACGGACUACUGGUCAGUUUUCUAAUGACUUUUUUACUAGAACUAUUCCCCUUUGGAAUAAACUAACUUCUUUUAUUUUUUUUUUUAACUUCGUAAAAAGUUGAACGCUCUUCCUAUCGAAGCUUUUCAUGAAAAUAUCCCCUUUCGUCUCCUAUGAAAUCGUCAUAUUUCCGGGUACCUGUCAACUCGUUGGGGUUGACUCUUUCCCGUGUAUUGUUAUUUCUCUGCCUAUCCCUCACCUAUAUAUAUAUAUAUAUAUAUAUAUAAUGAGAGCGAUCAAGUCCAAAAAGAUUUUUUUUUUGUCAUAGCUUUGCAAACUCCUUUCAGCUUCUCUUAUGAACCCCGGUCAAGCCAGCAUCUUUCGAGUUUCAGGCGAGGGCGACUCGAACAAGCUGCUCAAGGAGAAGCCAAACCAGAAUGACCCCGCCGCCGAGCCGCUUCUCGAAUCCCAACAACUGAAGGGAGGAGCCGGUGCAGCGGCGGCGGCUGCCGAGAAAGCCAAGACUCAGGUCAACGAGUUGAACCCGAUGCAGUCGCAGAAGAAACAGUCGAAGGAGAAACCGACGCCGUCUCCCGCCGAGCCGGCGAAAAUGAAGCCCGUCGAGCCGGGCGCCGAGAAAAGCGACGCGAAUCCGUCCAAAAGCCUUGUUUUCCAGUGA